AUGGGGCAGGGCCUCUGCUUAGAACCUGCACGGAAGGCGAGAGGAUGCCCAUCAAAAGGAGAGCCUCUGGAGUGUGGAGUUCGGGAGUUUGGAGGUGCGGCCCUGAGUGAGGCUGCCCAGGAGCUGAAGUCUGGGACCACAUGGCCAAGCUCCGGGGCACAUAGGCUGACUCUAGAAGCUCAGGAUAAGAAAGAACCAGAGCCCACUAGGAUUUCCCCUAUUAUCUCAGAAGAUGGGAAUCAUUCCAGGCACCAGAAUAGCCACACAAGGUACCAGGAAGCUGUACGGAAGGUGUUGUUAAAGACAUUCCCCAAUCAGGUCUUCAGAGUCCCCCUGACUGAUGCUCAGAACUUCAGCUUCUGGCGAUCCCACAGUCCAGCAGUGCGCCCAGAGGAAACCAUGCCAUGGAUCCGGAGUCCCUGCCACUGCCUCAUCAAAAGCCCAAUGGCCAGGUUUAUAGAUCACUCUAUUCUCAAUGACAGAAACUUCAGUCUGUAUUGA
Messenger RNA from Globicephala melas (long-finned pilot whale), 501 nucleotides. The record is from RefSeq and is a predicted model, not a curated record. NCBI's taxonomy places the organism in Eukaryota, Metazoa, Chordata, Mammalia, Artiodactyla, Delphinidae.